AUGGCUUUUUCUCUUCUCCAAUUCAUCCUUUCUGCUCAUGGAUCUAUGGAGACUAGAAACCAGGACUUUCAGCCUUGGAAAGACUACAUGGGUUUGGCGGACAUGAUCAGAGGCAUGAAGCGGCAAGAAAUGCAAUCUGAGGCGGACUCAGGCGAGCAGGCUGCCGCGCUGCUGGAGUCUCCAAGCGGCCAAAUUCGGUCGCGCGCUACACCGGAGGAAAACACGAGCCCGGGGGCCGGUAAAUCCAGGAGCAGCACCCCGGAGAGAAAGUUCUGCAGCUUCUGCAAACACAACGGCGAGACUGAGGCCGUGUACACCUCUCACUACUUAAAAAACCGCGAUGGAGACGUGAUGUGCCCGUAUCUCCGCCAGUACAAAUGUCCCUUGUGCGGGGCCACCGGGGCCAAAGCGCACACCAAGAGAUUCUGCCCGAUGGUGGACAAAAACUACUGCUCGGUGUACGCCAAAUCAACGUGGUGA
This is a messenger RNA of Danio aesculapii, 480 nucleotides long. It is a transcript of the gene nanos3, whose product is annotated as nanos homolog 3. Gene Ontology annotation, molecular function: zinc ion binding; mRNA binding. The transcript has a single exon. Gene Ontology annotation, biological process: negative regulation of translation; oogenesis. Gene Ontology annotation, cellular component: perinuclear region of cytoplasm. NCBI's taxonomy places the organism in Eukaryota, Metazoa, Chordata, Actinopteri, Cypriniformes, Danionidae. Bases 1 to 480 code for a protein of 159 amino acids. The record is from RefSeq and is a predicted model, not a curated record.